This is a messenger RNA of Elaeis guineensis (African oil palm), 691 nucleotides long. NCBI's taxonomy places the organism in Eukaryota, Viridiplantae, Streptophyta, Magnoliopsida, Arecales, Arecaceae. The record is from RefSeq and is a predicted model, not a curated record.
AAAAUGUAGGUGGAGGAUCCCCCAUGCCCCAUAAAUGCCCCGCCAUUUCUCUCCUCCCAUCCGUCCCCAGUCGAUCCUCCAUUGCGAUAAAGCUCGGAGAUCGAUCGGAGAAGGGCGAAAGCGAGCGAGAUGGAGGCGUACAAGGGGGGAUUGAAGGGGUACUGGAAGCGGAGGGCGUACCAUAGGCUGGACGGCACCGGCGGAGGAUCGAGGCGGCGGAGCCGGGCGGAGCUCGGCGGCGGGAGGAAGCGGCGGUUCUGGCGGAUCCGUAUCGCUCGUCCGAGGCUGAGGUUCCUUGCGCGGGCGCCGUCACCAAAGCGGUUCCUCGCGAGGAUCCGCGACGCCUACGUGCGGAUGAUGCUGUCGUUUGCCUCCACGGGGGCGGUCGCCGCCGGGUACGCCGACUACGGUGGCGACGCGGUGGCCAGGUUCCGGCAGCCGCAGCUCAAGGAGUACGACGAGAAGAUGAUCGUCGAGAUAUACAAGUCGCUGGUUGCGCAGGGAUCGCUUAUCGCCACCGCCGCCGAGGGGACGCCGAGCGGACGGGCCAGAUCGCAGUUCGGCGGUAGGUAGAGGCUCGUCCAUCAGAUUUCCUUUCCUUUAACAAGAAUAAUCUUCUCUUUUCUCAAUGUCUUUGUCGGAUUAACAAAAUUGUAUCUAAAUAAAAGUAAUCGCCUUAGCUUCGUUUUCA